Molecule: messenger RNA, 7254 nt
Organism: Amoebophrya sp. A120
Lineage: Eukaryota; Dinophyceae; Syndiniales; Amoebophryaceae
Source: the annotation of a GenBank genome assembly
CUUCUACAUGGGUAUUCGUAUUGCCCAUCGAAUUCGCUCUCGUCGGCUUACUCGUUGAAAAACCAACCGUUCGGUUUGACGGAGCGCAACUGGAAAAAACAUCGGUUCUACCUUCUUCGUUCCUGAUGUUAAGAAGUGCCACUCGUACUUGACUUCCUUCUCUGUGACAUAGCUGCAUCGACGGCUACGUUGUCAUCUCGGCAUGGUGCUCCUACUUCGAAUCCAUUUUGCAAUCCCUCUGAUUUCCCCGCACAGUGGUUUACUUUGUGUUUGAGUUAUUUCUAGCGGAAGAUUUGCGAGGCCCUCGCUUUUCUUCCUCUUUCCACGAGGACGAGGAGAACCGGACUCGACACGUAAAUCAAACUGAAUUUUCCAAUUCCUUUUCGACGACGCACACACUUACCUGCUACAAAAACGAACGAAAACGCAUUCUCACAAAAAUCUAAAAUUUACGAAUUUCUACUUUUAUCAGUUGCAAGAACUCGUCUACUCAACACGGAAAAUUUGUUAUUACUACUUUACACCGAAAAUUUGUUGUACAAGAACUCCACCAAGACACAACUUGACAAAUCACAUUGGGUUUUUGACUGCAGGAAGGGGUAGUUGCGGUCAGGCUAACACCAGAAGAACGAGGACAACCGAAAACAACGUGGUCUUUCAAGAAAGCGCGCAUUUCUCAUCAUCAGGACUACGACCAGGAGACGAAACGAAGAUCGACUGGACGAGGACUCCCACUCCGAGAGCUAACACAACGAUCGGACAUCGUGAGCGGUCUGUACACCACGAAGUCAACGGCUAGUACGUCGUUGACUUCAGUACUACUCUGAACAACGAACUUCAACAAAAAACGACGGCACGUGUUGAAGGCCUGUCAUCAACAAGAACAAGUCGAUGACCAUGGCGACCGGAAUCAGCACCGGAGGUGCGCUGCGGCGUACGCUCUUUGUCGCGGCUGCGGUUGCCGGCGAAAACGGUGUACUGGCACUAUGAAGCGAAGACACUUUUUGCAUCCCUUGGUACGUCGAAUGAGCCACAACCACAUGAUGAUGAUUGCAAUUGCUCAUGAUAAUCCAUAAUGAUAAAAGCUGCCUCCACUCUUAUUUGAUCUGUGGUGAGAACUUCUCUCGAUAAGCGUACACUGAGAACUUCUCUUGCUUCGUUUGCAACAAAGAAAGCGCGAUAUAGAAAACCGUAUUAUUGUAUCGAUGAGAAUUUGAUGCAUUUGAAUUUACGAGACAAGUUGGAAGAGUGUCACAUUGCUUCUUUUUCAUAAACAGCCAAGAAAAAGCCGAAGGGGUUUCUGGCGGUUGCCGUCGAUGAAGGUUCUGAAAUUAUCAACUGCAAAAAUGUCUGGGUCUGGAAGAGUGCAAGAUUUGUGAUGCAGGUUUUCCAUGAUCCAUGAGGUCUGGAAUGCGAGACCCAGCAUGACAGACUCUCUGGGGUCUCUAUCAUGCCUUUCCUGCGUGAGAAAGUGCCUCUCAACUUGGUCAAAAGGGGACAGCUUUUGGCACUCAUGCAACACAGCUUUUUCAUGAUUCGGAUUUAGCAUGACAAGUUGCAAUCUUCCAGAUCCAGACAUUUUUGCAAUGCAUAGAAAUUCAGUCUGAACAAGAUGGCCGAGUUGCCGGCCGAGAAAUUGGCACAGGAGGCGCCUUCCUCGACGAGCAGGAGCGGAAAACGACGCAGAAGCCGUUUUUUGGGGCUUUGAAGGACGCUUGGGACCGGAACAGUCCCCUUGCAAGGGGAGGAAGCUUGAACACUGCCAUUCGGAAUAGUCCGGUUGGGCAGAUAUUUGGAGCUGAAAAACGAGAAGCGGAGGCAAAGGAGCUUGCCGCAAAAGCAGCAAGCGAUGCACCCAACAAGAACGCACAAGACUAUGCGCAGCUUGCUGCGGACUCCGCAGUGCAUGCUGCACAAUCUGCCGGGAUUGUGCAGCAUGCUGCUACACAAGCACGAGCUGCGGCGAGUGCAACUGCCGCUGGCGACUCCUUCGAUGGUACCACUCUUGCGCAUGCCGGUGAUCAUCAUGUUCAUGCUGCUCCGGGCACUGCCAUCGAUGGUUUACUACCUGAUCAGCAGAAUGGCUGGUUUGAUGACGGCCUCCACGAACAAGGUAUUAGAUUCAUUUGCUUUCAAAGGAGAGAAUCAUCCGCUUUCGUCUUCAGUUUCAACCCACAUGAGUAAUUCGCUCUUGCAGUUGGGGGCUACACAGAUCUAACUUCUUUGUUGUGUUUUAUUGCGUUUGGAACAUCGCGAUCUGCCGGCGAACAAGUCUGCUUAGUUUUUGACCGCAUUUUUUUUCAAUUUUUAGACGUGGUUGUUUGAGUAUUGUCUUGAUAAGAGACCGUCCCCGUUCGGCGCCACGGCUUGACUGGGGCCCUAUUUGUGUUUGCAGGGAUUUGAUUUAGUUGUGUCGCAAAGCCAGAAUUUCUUUUUUUUUGCGCUGACAAUGAAUGACUGUGGUUAAUAGAGUUUGAGAAAGUUCGCGAAGACAGAAAGAGUAGGAGAACGACACGUCAUAUUACUCGCACUCCUCCUCGUCUACCAGCACCACCGCAAUACCAGAAGUUCUUUUUUUUGCGCUGACAAUGAAAGAUGAAUGAGUGUGAUUCGGCUUUGAGAACAAUCGCGAGGACAGAAAGAAAAACUAAAACAGCACAAUUUGUUGAUGACCACUUGCAAGAUUGGUAUGAUGACACGCACUUGUCGGGCACUCCCCCCGGACCUCCGGCCCUUGGAACACCGCCGGCGAAACACGACCAACUCACCAUCAAUGACGGCCAUCUGCCACAUGACGACGCCCGACCGGUGGGCCAGGGCGAAGGUAAUCAUAUUGUUUUUUCGUCGUGCUCUUCGUUUUCAUCUCGCAUCUUCUGAUAGUUCAUAUUUGUUGAUGUAUGAAACUACUAGGGGAAUAAAAAGUUCGGUAUGGUCCGCCGCAGCAUGUAUGAGUAUGACUAACUGAGACUCUCGUACUGUUGAGUGCCGGUUUUCAAGAUGGAGACUGAGGAGUCAGAUGCGCUAAGUAUGUAUACUUGCAUGAUUGAUGAACCAUAGCAACAAAUGUAUAUACCGAAAGCGGGGAAAAGGGUUGUAGAGGCUAUGAGUAGGAGCAGAUGCAGAUCUUCUGCGUCGUGUGGCUCCGUGGGUGUUGGACAAAUAAAGUGGAAUUCGAUUCAGAAAAAUAAAUCUAUGAUUACAUGAUCAUGUUGAAGAUUUAUGUUGAGGAAUAUAGUUAUAAAUUUACGAUUUGUCAUAAAUAUGAUGCAUUGCAUCGGCGAAUCUUUUGCGAUUGCGCGUGAAAGCACCCGAAACAAAUGCACAGGCGCAGCGUUGACUCCCGCGGGAGGGGCGGAGCAACUGCAACAACCUGAGAGCUUCGCCAUGGAUUAUGAUGACGGUGAAGGUGAUGAAGAUGAUUUCCUUCGCCCUUCUGACGACCCGCGUGAUGGUAGCGCUCUUUUUCCGUCGUGUGUUUUCCUUGAUUUAUCAAUUUCAUUCGGAUAAGGGUGCAAUCGUAAUGCUGGUCCAAGUCGUGACGUGACUAUUGUGCUGCAAGAUCGUGAAUUUCAUUCAUACUAGUAGUAAUCUAUUGACUAUAGGAAAAAGGUUUGACAAAAUUGCUGCUGAGCCGUCAGAAGCUUUUUCUUCUGAAGGUCUUCUGAAGGUCCAAAAUCAUCACUGGAGCCUCCAGAAGAAAUUGAGCAAAGGUUUUUUUCUUUUGGCAAGCCUAGCAUCGGUCGUUUCGCCCGGGAGCGUUUUGACCUUCUGAAGGUCGAGCCUUCUGAAGGUUUUUUUGUUAACCUUCGGAAGUAGGUUUUUUUUUGACCUUCGGAAUUAAAAAAAAUGGAAAAAAAGCAAAAAAGCCUUCUGAAGGUAAAAAGUGACUGCUUUGCAAAUCACAACAGGGCUUUUUUUUGACCUUCAGAAGACUUUCCGACUUUUCCGAAAAGAAAAGGCAGUGAAGUGUCGCAACUUUGGCCAACCUUCAGAAGGUUGAAAACCUUCAGAAGGUUUUCCUCUAAUGCGGCAGCUCGUUUAUGUUUCCGGUUCCUCGUAUUCUUCAGAAGCUUCGACCUUCUGAAGGUCAUCUCCUGUAGAUUCUCCAGAUGAAGACUGAAAAGCUUCUGGAGAGUCUUCUCCUAAAACGACAAACAUUUCUUUUGUUCGUCGUGUCAUUGCUACGCUAAUUUUUUCGUCCUUCAUCGCGAUUAUCCUCUGGAUGAGCAAUUACAGACAGUAACACAUGCAGCUUUGUUCUGUUUACACAACACACUCACGUUCUACUUUUCCUCUGCAUGCAAAGUAAGCCUCAGCAUGAGUUUGAGUUUGUAUGUAAAUGUAUACACCGUGAUUGUGAAUUCAGAAUUCUGUCUCUGAAGUGUCAGAGUCAGUCUGAUUUUCAUAUGCAUUUUGCGGAACCUCCACGACCCGCAUUUGCAUACAUUUUGCAUCGCCCACAUUUCUUGUUAAUCCAUAGAUGAAAAGGAUCAUGAAGGCAAAAAAGCGAAAAACUCAAAAGGAUCAGGGUAUUGAUGCAAUGAUUUCUAGCGCUUGAUGAUGGAUCUUAUUCCGCCGUCGUCGCGCCGCAAAGCCGCAAGUCUUGUGCCCACGUUCACCACCAAAAGUGUUGUGACGCGGAGGCGUUCGAUGAGUCUGAGGUUGAAUCGCUCGACAUGCAACGCGGAAAAAAACAACGAAUUUCGACAGGUGGAAACGAUGGCGAUGCAGGACCGGGAGAAUCCUUGUCGGUCAAGCACACGGAAGAUGGUGAUGGUGUGGAAGCUCCUCCAAAAAAUAAAGGGGGAUUUUUUUCCAAGAUGGCGAGCGCGGUGGGGAAAGGAUUCAGCGCGGCGAAGAAGCACAUUGUCGAAAAGUUCGCGAAAGCGCAAGCGGCAACUGAUGCGGGUAUAUUUAAGUAUAAGUAUUUGUUUCUGAUGUGCACGAGGACAUCAGUCUCGCCCAGAGUGCCAAUGUUGUGCCCGUCUUGUUUCCGAAGCAGCCGGAAGAACAUAUCCAAAAAAAGAGGAAAUUUGAAAUAUCUUUAUUUUCUACAGAUGCAGCCGGGAGCGGUGGCGGACGCGGAACGAGCAAACGGUUCCUGCAGCGGCGUGGCCAGGAGCCUGAUGCGUCAUCCGGCCCUGCUGCCAUCGAAUCGGAAAAAGCAGAUCCGAAGGAACCGACGAAGAAGGAAAAACUAAAAACCGCACUCGAAAGCAUCAGUCCCAAUGUCAUCCCGGCUGAUCAAGCUUGUCCGCGCGGACAAGGGCCCAGUGACCUUGUCCUGAAGGAAGUGAACGACAACUGCAAUGCCAAUGGCGAUGUCCUCUCUGACAAGGACUCCAAUGUGAUGUUCGGUAUCGAGCUCCACUUCCUCGUCCGAGAAGCGGGGGAUCAGGCGAACGGAGUCGACGACGAUGGCGAGAAGGCGGAAGAUUCCGCAUCUUUCAUCGAAACCGAAACGACAACGGCGAUGCACGAGAAGCCAUUUGCGUGGCUCAAAAAAAUGGCAAACAGCAACACGGCGAAGAAGCUAAGCCGAAUGGCGACGGAUGCAGUGAAGAGUGUUUCGCGACAUGUCGAAGCCGGGGUUGAAGCCGCCAAAGCACUGAAGGAUGCGGGCGGAGAAGGAGGCUUGGCGAAGUUCGAAGCUGUGAGGCGCGCGGCGCUCGCGCAAAAACAGCAGGAAAAUUCGGAGGAGGAUGCAAAAAUCGAAGAGGCCCCGGGUAUUUCGGCAGAGAUUUGCCAUCUCAAAUGCAUGCUGAACCGCGACUGCCGUUUUUACAAGUUUCAAGCCGUGCACGGAACUACUGGGGGCGGUAAGUGUACUCUGUCUCGCAGCCUUGACCACUUGUCAGUUUCGCCCAAGUGCAUCACUCCCGAUGGAAAAGAAGCAAACGACGCACCGAAAAUCGACAAAGCCAAAUCGGGAUCCGGUUGUGUCUCCGAGAAGCCCAAGCUUGGUUCCAUCACCGACGGCGACAUUGUGGAAUUGUCCACGUGGUUUGCUAGUUUCGUGACCCCCAACGCCGCAACGGUCGCACUGAACGAUCUGGAACGGGAAGCCGCUGCAAUCAAGGCGGAGUACGAGAAGAACAAGAAGCAGGAGGAGCAACAACUCGAGUAUGCCGGAGAAAGUGAAAGCGACGAGUAAGCUGAGCAGACGCCUGCUUUUUUUACGUUGUGAUUACCUCCAUCGAGGGCCGGGGGAAAUCCACACUGUAAAUUCGGGCCUCGAGAAGUUGUCCUUCGGAAUUAUGACAACGGUGCCGAAAUGAUUGAGAGCAUAAGAAUUUCUGUCAUAAUUGUGUUGCAACGAUGAAGACACAACUUCAAGCAAAUUUUGUUUUUCUCUUGUUACAAAUUGUAGUACAAAAGUAGGUACUAGUACGUACAAAUUGUAGUACCUACUUUUGUACAUGGCUAAGUCAAGCUCGAUCGUGAAAUCACCUGCCGCCCCGCCGCGAGACAACGACCGUUGAAUUUUUUCUUCGGAAGAACUACCUCGCACAGGACAGCAAACCAGACUGACUCGCGAAACAGUCCUGGAGGAGGUAGUCAUGAUUUUAUUCUGAAACCCUGUACAUCUACAUUCAUUUUCAUUGAAAAAUCGCAUUCAACUCAGUAGCUUCGCAGAUACAUGGGCCCUCUGUGUUUCGACAACAUUGUGCAUACCAAUUUUACAUACUGUAUUUUUAUAUACUGCCAUUGAUUGUGUAACUGUAAACGGUUCAGUGUGAUUUAUGAUGAUUUUUUAAUCGAGUUACACGAGUUACUAAAUAUCACAUCAUGAUUUUCAGUUUUUACAUUCAUCUACAUUGUCGCCAUUUUUGUUUUUGUCUUUUGUGUCUGAUUGUGAAUGUCAAUGUGGUUAAAAUUUUUCUAAUUGCUUGCUAUAAUAUGUUCCUCUCCCUCGUGGUCGAGCUUUAUCUUCAAGACCUUCAGCACCCACCAGAUGAUUGUUUAUUUAUAUAGAUUCGACAUCAAAUUAUUUGUUUUGUGGAGAUGAUUGCCUCAGAGGAGUUGUAUUUUGGCGUGUGGUGUAGCUUCAACAUUAUUCCCCUCGGAGGUUUGAUUUCCUGUUCAAGCAACGGCGAUGAGCAUAAAGAUUGCGCAAUUUAUGAAAGAAACGAACAUGAAGAAAAUGAAAAAGAUGCCACAUGAUAGACCACAGUGGAUGUUCCGUUUUAUCGGUCUCUCCUGCAAAAGAAGGAGUGAAGAUGAAUUUGCUUCAAUUGCGGCACAGGAGAAGUC